GGACAAAACCAUGGAUUUCUCCAAAAACAUAACAUCUUAAGAAAGGUGAAUAAAAAGGGAAAGGGCAAAGAACAAAUACGUUGUUGUCUCAGCUGGUGCUCGCUCACUUCCCCGUUUUCUUGGAACUUAUUCUUCUCUUUUCUUGCAACAAUAAAACAUAAUUCCAAUUCUUUUCCCUUUUUCUACUCUCUCUGAAUUCUGUUUCAUUCCUGAAAGAAGAAGAUCAUCCAAAUGGGAUCUUCUUCCGGCCAGAGUAGCAACUACGAUCUGUCCUUUAAGGUUUUGUUGAUCGGCGAUUCAGGUGUCGGCAAGAGUAGUCUUCUUCUCAGCUUUAUCUCUACUAAUGCUGAAAAUCUUGCCCCUACUAUUGGUGUGGAUUUUAAGAUCAAGCUGCUUCAGGUGGGUGGGAAGAGGUUGAAGCUGACCAUCUGGGACACUGCUGGACAAGAGAGAUUCAGAACAUUGACAAGUUCCUACUAUAGAGGUGCACAAGGGAUCAUUCUUGUGUACGAUGUAACACGGAGAGAAACGUUCGAUAACUUGUCGGACGUAUGGGCUAAAGAAGUGGAACUCUACUCAACAAAUAAGGAGUGUGUCAAGAUGCUUAUUGGUAAUAAGGUUGACAGAGAAUCUGAAAGGGCUGUGAGCAGGGAGGAGGGGAUUGCUCUAGCAAAGGAGCUUGGAUCCUUUUUUCUUGAAUGCAGUGCUAAAACCAGAGAGAAUGUGGAGAAAUGCUUUGAAGAGUUGGCAUUGAAGAUAAUGGAGGCUCCUAGUCUGAUUGAAGAAGGAUCCACUGUUGUAAAAAGAAACAUUCUGAAGCAGCAAGAAUUACAGCCUGCACCAACUGCAAGUUGCUGCCUCUAAAAACUCCAGUACGAAACGUCGAUAUAGCACGAUUCUCCAUAUCGACAGUUCCUGUACAUGUCUCCUACUGCUCCUCCUUGUCAUCGAGUUGUUUGUUUGCCUAAAUGACUGUAAUUAAGAGCUGAAGAAAGAAACAAGAAAAAAAAAAAAAAAAAAAAUCAAAUAUAGUAACCUCCUUUGUUCCUUCCAGUUUUUCUUCCCAUCUUUUGGAUUGUUAUGGCAUUGUAUUCUACCUAUCUAUACUAACCAAACUCGGCUUGUAUCA
Cucurbita maxima (winter squash) is the source of this 1129-nucleotide messenger RNA. Its product is annotated as ras-related protein RABC2a-like. Gene Ontology annotation, molecular function: GTPase activity; GTP binding. The transcript is spliced from 6 exons. The coding region runs from base 232 to 864 and encodes 210 amino acids. NCBI's taxonomy places the organism in Eukaryota, Viridiplantae, Streptophyta, Magnoliopsida, Cucurbitales, Cucurbitaceae. The record is from RefSeq and is a predicted model, not a curated record.